Molecule: messenger RNA, 794 nt
Organism: Podospora pseudocomata
Lineage: Eukaryota; Fungi; Ascomycota; Sordariomycetes; Sordariales; Podosporaceae
Exons: 3
Coding region: 387-794 (135 amino acids)
Source: RefSeq, a predicted model, not a curated record
GCAGGUUGCCUUGGAGGCAUACGGACCCCGUUGCGGGCCUCAAACCCGCUCCUCCCAGAACAGUGAUGGCUCCGGAUUGCGAACCACGGUGGGCCAGCACAGUGUUCCUCGGCCAGCUGAUUUGGGCUUAGUAUUUGAGUAACCGUAUUUGCCCCUGAAACACGAUGUCAGUUGUCUUGGAGGGUCCAGUGGAACACGCGCUGGGUUUGCAUCUACCUUAUGUAAUGCUCAAGUUGUCAGGGAGAAGUUCGACAUUGCGAAACUAGGGAGCACCGAGCGUCACCAUCGGCUGCUACUGUCACCAACUCAACCAACACAUUUGUCCUCAUCCCCACAUCACAACACUUUCACUUGACGCUAAACAUUCUGCAGGCUUGCAAAUUGGCAUGCUUGAGUUUCUAUUGCCACUGGUUCCCAUGCCUUCUAGCAGGGUGUCCAAAGGAAAACAGCGAGCAUCGGAAUGGGCGCCUUACGACCACCCCUCUUCUCUAAUGGGUCAUGAAAUGUACGAGGAGCUUGUUCCGGGGCAGGGGGCCAUCGAUCCCAGGCUCCUACAAAAUGACUUCGCUCCGGCACCUCCUGAACCUUUGGACUAUCCAGCUGGGCCGACUGAGUACAUGGCUCCGGCUGAGGCCCAGCACGAUACACCAGCUCUAUUUCCAUCUACAUACGUUAUAGGGAGCCAUCAGAUUGACUACACCAACGACUACCGCGACGCUCAGAAUCAGUUUCCCACGUCCCAGGUCGACAGCUUUGUGCCAUCUUAUCCUUCGAGUUCCGGCCACGAGUCUUAG